Molecule: messenger RNA, 1983 nt
Organism: Callorhinus ursinus (northern fur seal)
Lineage: Eukaryota; Metazoa; Chordata; Mammalia; Carnivora; Otariidae
Source: RefSeq, a predicted model, not a curated record
ACCAUGACCCAGAGACGUGGAACCUGUGAAGAGGCCCUGUUGGGGGAUUAUCAUGGGCAGGGUUUCAUACGCAGGUGCUGUUGACCUUCAGGGAUGUGGCCAUAGAAUUCUCUCCGGAGGAGUGGGAGUGCCUGGACCCUGCUCAGAGGGCCUUGUACAGGGACGUGAUGGUGGAGAACUACAGGAACCUGGUCUCCCUGGAUAUCUCUGUUAGAAGUAUGAUUAAAAAAUUAUCACCAAAAGAGGAUAUUAGCAAAGAAGAAUUAUUCCAAACAUUGAUGUUGGAAAGACACAAAAGAAAUGACAUCAAGGAUUUGGGUUUCAGAGAAGUCCAGCAAAAUAUGCAUGAGUUUGAAAGUCAGUAUACGUAUGAUGAAACAAAUUACAGAGGAGUAACCGCAGCCCAUAACCAAAAUUUCACUGGUAGAAGAGAUCAACAGCAUAACAAAUCCUGGAAUGAUUUCCCUCUAAAGCAGAGUGUUUCUGUAAGAAAAAGUACUUAUCGAAGUUACAAACAUGAGAAGUCAUAUAAAAGGUAUUUGUUAAAACUAAAAAAUAACAUGACCUGUGCAGGAAACAAGUAUAUAAAAUGUUUUGAAAAUGGAAUUGGAUUAAAGUUUCAGUCGCAUCUGGCUGACCUUCAGAAGUUUCAAACUGAAGAGAAAAUUUAUGAAUAUAAUCAAGUUGAGUUGAUCAAUGGUAGUUUUGUUUCACCACUUCAAAGAAUUCUUCCUAGCAUCAACAUGAACAUUUGUAAUAAAUCUGGGAAACUUUUUAUGCAUCCUUCAUUACUUAGACAUCAAAAAACACCUAUUAGUGAAAAACCUUACAAAUGUAAUGAUUGUGGGAAGGCUUUUAGAGAAAGCUCAAACCUCAUUAAUCAUCAGAGAAUUCAUUCUGAGCAGAGGCCUUACAAAUGUAAUGAGUGUGGCAAAGCCUUCACCCAAUUUGCAAAACUUACUAGACAUCAGAGAAUCCAUACCAGAGAGAAACCAUAUAAAUGUAAUAUAUGUGGCAAGGGCUGUAGUCAAAAUUCAAAUCUUGCACGGCAUCAGAAAAUUCAUACUGGAGAGAAACCUUACAAAUGUAAUGAGUGUGGCAAAGUCUUUUCUGAGUAUUCAAGCCUUACUCGACAUAAGAGAAUCCAUACUGGGGAGAAGCCUUAUAAAUGUAAUGAAUGUGGGAAGACUUUUAGAGGAAGCUCGAAUCUCACCAAUCAUCAGAGAAUUCAUUCUGGGCAGAGACCUUACAAAUGUAAUGAGUGUGACAAAUCCUUUAACCGCAUAUCACACCUCACUAGACACCAGAGAAUCCAUACUGGAGAGAAACCAUAUAAAUGUAGUGUAUGUGACAAGGUCUGUAGUCAACAUUCAAAUCUUAGAAUUCAUCAGAGAGUUCAUACAGGAGAGAAGCCUUACAAAUGUGACGAGUGUGGCAAAGCCUUUAUGGAGCGUUCAAGCCUUACUCAACAUAAGAGAAUCCAUAGUGGAGAAAAACCUUACAAAUGUAAGGAAUGUGGCAAAGCCUUUAACCAGUCCUCUAACCUUGUCAUACAUCAGAUAAUUCAUACUGGAGAGAAGCCUUAUAAAUGUAACGAGUGUGGCAAAGCCUUUAAUGUGUGUUCAAGCCUUACCCGACAUCAAAGAAUCCAUACUGGGGAGAAGCCUUAUAAAUGUAAUGAAUGUGACAAGGCCUUUACCCAAUUUGCAAAUCUUACUAGACAUCAGAAAAUGCAUACUGAAAAGAAACAUUGUAAACCUAAUAUAUGUGGAAAUGCUUUUAUCCCAAGAUCAAGCACUGGGGAUUAUCAGAGAAUUUGUAGUGAAGAGAAACCUCACAAAUGUCAUGUGUGUAGCAAAACCUUUAAUGUGUGUUCAAGCCUUACUCAACAUCAAAGAAUCCAUACUGAACAGAAACCAUGUAAGUCAUGUAUUUGGCAAAGCCUGUAACCAGGGCUCACAGUUAAUUAGACACCAGAAUAUG